This is a messenger RNA of Zingiber officinale, 1039 nucleotides long. Its product is annotated as E3 ubiquitin-protein ligase RNF4-like. Lineage: Eukaryota; Viridiplantae; Streptophyta; Magnoliopsida; Zingiberales; Zingiberaceae. The transcript is spliced from 4 exons. The coding region runs from base 249 to 794 and encodes 181 amino acids. The record is from RefSeq and is a predicted model, not a curated record.
UACUCCGAUCUCCGUCACUUCCAUGGACGACCACGGCGGUGCGCUGACGGCGAAGCUUUGGCAUCGUCAGCCGGACGGAACCCAGCCGUCCACGCCACUUUUUCCUGCCUUACUCUCGCGUUCUCGUUGUCGGAUGCCCCUUAACGUUGUCGUUGUUGUCGAUCGAUAAAAGCCAGGGCGAUCGGCUCCUUUCCUUGCCGAAUCCCUAAACCCUAAAUCGGUCGCGCCGACCGACGAUCUCCGAGUGAAUGGCCGGGCCGUCGAGACGAGUUACGAGGAGGUGCUCCGACGGGGUUCCUUCGCAGAAAGAUAGCCAACCGAUAGUUGUUCUGGAUCUCGACCUCAACUCAACUCCGUCUGAGAGCAGCGAGUUGGAGGAGUCUUCUUCUACUUCAUGCCGGCGAAUUACUCCCACCGGAAAUCUGCUGGACUCUGCCCCUCCACCUCAUGCUUCAGUUAUUGAUGUAGAUCAAAUCGAAGAUGUUUCAGAUGAAGGAGGAAGAUCAAGGCAGGCAAAGAUCAUCGACUGCGAAUCAUAUCCAGAUUCGGAGGAGGUGCAAAAUUUUUCAAAGGGGAAGAAAGUGACUCGAGUGCCUCCGAUUCAAAAGGAACCCUCCCUCACAUGUUCUAUGUGCAUGGAUCCACUGGGCGAGGCAGCGACUACCGACUGUGGGCACAUCUACUGCUACAGCUGCUUAAGGGAAUUCAUCCAAACCCACAAGGAAUGCCCUACUUGUGGGAGGAAGCUGGCCAUUAGCAAUUUCCACAGGCUCUAUUUUCCAGCUAUGGAAUGAGCCAUUGCUUGUGUCUUUUUAAUUUGGGAUGAGUCUUUUUGCCUUUGCUUGCUUGCUUUUACUCAAGUCCCAUAUCUUCAAGGUUAACAAACAAGUUAUAUGCUUAAUGUGUCUUCAUAAUUAUUAUUCUUUUGUAUGCAUGUUACUGAACGAUCCCACCACUUGUGGGAUAAGACAUGGUUGUUGUAUGUAUGUUACUGAAAUUUAGUAGUAAUUUGGUAUAUGGUAAGAGAAUUAGAUUUCAA